Scleropages formosus (Asian bonytongue) is the source of this 1257-nucleotide messenger RNA. RefSeq names its product tripartite motif containing 54 (gene trim54). Gene Ontology annotation, molecular function: zinc ion binding. The record is from RefSeq and is a predicted model, not a curated record. Gene Ontology annotation, cellular component: cytoplasm. The transcript has 9 exons. Gene Ontology annotation, biological process: regulation of microtubule cytoskeleton organization. NCBI's taxonomy places the organism in Eukaryota, Metazoa, Chordata, Actinopteri, Osteoglossiformes, Osteoglossidae. Bases 98 to 1171 code for a protein of 357 amino acids.
UCUUGGAGAGGGCAGGAGGGUAGAGGGCUCAAGCGGGGCACUUCUGCCGAGGAGGACGGGCCGUAACGUACCGGGACGCUUCUCGGGGGUGCCAGAGAUGAACUUUGGGCCAGCUCACAAGCCGCUGGCGGCGGACUCCGCUCCGAUGGACAGCCUGGAGAAGCAGCUCAUCUGCCCCAUCUGCCUGGAGAUGUUCACCAAGCCUGUGGUCAUCCUGCCCUGCCAGCACAACCUGUGCAGGAAAUGCGCCAACGACAUCUUCCAGGCUGCAAACCCUUUGUGGCAGUCGCGGGGGUCUGCAGCCAUGUCUGCUGGGGGGCGCUUCCGUUGCCCGUCCUGUCGCCACGAGGUGGUCCUGGACCGUCACGGCGUCUUCGGCCUGCAGCGCAACCUGCUGGUGGAGAACAUCAUCGACAUCUACAAGCAGGAGUCCAGUAGGCCGGUCCAGCUCAAGUCGGAGCAGCGGAUGAUGUGCGAAGACCACGUGGACGAGAAGAUCAACAUCUACUGCCUGAGCUGCGAGACGCCCACCUGCUCCAUGUGCAAGGUGUUUGGGGCGCACAGGGACUGUCAGGUGGCGCCGCUGCAGGCCGUCUACGAGAGGCAGAAGGCGGAGCUCAGCGACGGGAUCGCCAUGCUGGUGGCCAGCAACGACCGCGUCCAGGCACUCAUCAGCCAGCUGGAGGACAUCGGCAAGACCGUCGAGGAGAACGGCCGGCGGCAGAAACAGCAGCUGUGCUCCGGGUUCGACGCCCUCUACGCUGUGAUGGAGGAGCGAAAACAGGAGCUGGUGCGGCGCAUCAGCCAGGAGCAGGACGAGAAGCUGGGCCACGUGCGCGCGCUCAUCCGUCGCCACGGCGACCACCUGGAGGCGGCGGUCAAGCUGGUGGAGGACGCCAUCCGGUCUAUGGAGGAGCCGCAGAUGGCCGUCUUCCUGCAGAACACGAAGGAGGUGUUCCAGAAGAUCGGGGAUGCUGCCGGGACCUCCGCUAUCGAGCGCACGGAGCCCGGUUACGAGAGUAUGGCGCACUUCGUCAUCGACAGUGACGCCGUCACCAGCGGGCUGCGGGCCAUCGAUUUCCAGGCAGUGCCUGAGGAUGAGGAAGAAGGGGAUGGUGGGGAAGAACCGGAGUCCCAUCCUGACCUGGCUGGAGAAUCUGGGAGACUGUAGCCUCUGUAUGGGACUCCCAGCAGGUUUUUCCCUCAAUGAAGGCUGAAAAGGUGUUUGAAGGACAUUUAAUAUGAUCCCUAAAGCAC